GACUGCAUGACAUCACCACUGUAUCUUUCCAAGGGAGAAGGAUCUAGACAGAGGCGUGUAGCCUAACCGCACCGUUUUAACCGGGCAUGGUCCUCGGCUGAGUAUUUCCUCGUUUCCUCGCGUAGUUGCAGGUCAUUAUGAUCUACGGACCCACCUACGACCUUGCUUGAACGCCGUCGUUAAAUGAAACAAGGCAAUUCAUUACAAAUGGAAACAUUUGUGCUUUCUUAGAGGGAAUCGGGGGCGAUCGGCUGUUUUCAGAGAAUUGUACAUUUCCCGUCCUGCUUAGAAAUUAGAGAAAGCGAUUAGUGAGCAGCCGGACGGUGAGCGAUACCUAUUGUCGAUAGACAGGUCUUGUAUAGACCAAAAUUUGGAUUCCAGCUACCUUAAGUUGUAAAAAAAAAUAUUUAUUCAUAGGCCUGCAUCUCACUGUUUACGGAUACGGCAAGCAAAUUCAGGUUUCAAAUGGUUGUCUACGAAGAGGAGCACUUGCGUGUGGAUUUUCCACAUCUCAGUUCAGUUUAGACAAGCUGCAAAGGAAGGGCUCCGGGAUUGAUGUGAAGCGGGGUAUGAGAUAAGCAUCUUUUAAGUCGCCCGGCAGCCGCGCAGCCGCCGUAGCUCUCACUGAGACCCAGCCUACGGCUCACAACGUAUAUGAACUUGGCUGGCAUGUUCAGCCCAUCGGUGCUGGCUGUAGGCUGCGCUCGGUCAGAAGACUGAAGGGGGUGUCUGAGCGGGCUGCACGCAGGGGAGCUGUCCGCGCUUCCGUGGUGCUGAUGCGGCUCUGAAAGAAGCGAGCAUGGCUGCCGGGAAGCUGCUGCUGUACGCCGGCCUGUCCCUAUCGCUGUGUGCCCUGGGUAUGCUGGCCGUGGCGAUCUGCUCCAACCACUGGUACGAGACGGACGCCCGGAGAUACAAGGAGCGCUGCAGAAGUUUCUCCAACCGGAGGAACGACCCGGGCUUUAUUUACAUUCCCAACAACAGCCUCCCGCUUCGAGCGAGUAGGUCCAGGCUGGAUCGCUGGGAGGAGAAGCUCCUGCUCACCCGCAAUCGGAGGCAGCUGUUCGCCAUGAGCGCGGCAGACGAGUGCAGCCGGCAGUACAACUCCACUAACAUGGGGCUGUGGAGCAAAUGUCACCGGCAGGGCUUCGAUCAGGACAUCGAGGAUCUCAUUCGUAAAGGUUCCAUCACAAGGUGCUCCUUCAUCAAGUACCAUUACUCCUCGGCCACUAUUCCAAGAAACCUCUCCUACAACAUCACCAAGACCAUCCGUCAGGAUGAGUGGCACGCCCUGCACCUGAGGCGCAUGACUGCCGGCUUCAUGGGGAUGGCGGUGGCCAUCAUCCUCUUCGGCUGGAUCAUCGGGGUGCUCGGCUGCUGUUGGGACCGUGGCCUCAUGCAGUACGUGGCCGGCCUGCUCUUCCUCAUGGGAGGUACCUUCUGCAUCAUCUCCCUGUGCACCUGCGUGGCCGGCAUUAACUUCGAGCUCUCACGCUACCCCCGCUACCUGUACGGGCUGCCCGAUGACAUCGCCCACGGUUACGGCUGGUCCAUGUUCUGCGCCUGGGGCGGCCUGGGCCUCACGCUCAUCGCUGGCUUCUUCUGCACGCUGGCGCCAUCCGUGCAGCCGCCGCCGUCCCGUUCCGUGUGCCCCAAGACGCGGCCGGAGAACGGCACCGUGUGCUAAGGGCCACACGCCGCCGCCCCCGGAACCCGCCGACUCGGCAACCAGGACAAAUCAACAAAGCCUGCUACACGUUUAGAAUUAUUCCCAAUCUAUCUCGGCUAAAGACUACGGUAUUUUUAAUGUGUGUGUGUCUAACAAAUUUGAGACCCUGAUAGGGUCUUUCACAGAGACUGACCUUCUGUGCCGGAUGCCACAAACCGCCAGGAACCGCGGCAUGGCACGACGGUGUCUAUCCGCUCGCCGGUGAGGUCCCCGCCCACCCCAUGCCCAGUUUGAUGGGUGGUGGGAUGCGGAUGGAGGGGCAGUUCUGGCUGGUGGUGGUAUGGGGGGGGGGUGCUAUUUAACAGAAACACCACCCAUCGAAACGACAGACCUCCCCCGCGAUUAUGUCAACAGAGCCCCUGAAGCUGCAGGUCGAGCAAGACGUCUGACGUCAGGAACCAACCACCGCAGCGAGCAGAAACGCUCUGAGCAUUCGGGAGCGAACGAGAUUCGCAGUUUGGUGGGUUUUUCCUCGGACUGCGUUCAAGGAACAUGGAGACCCAGAAUGAGAAAGGCGGCAGCUGGGACAGGUAACCAGACUGUUUGGUGGAAAGCAGCGAACGUCGGGUGAAUCGGACAACCGCGGAGCAGAGGGGCGACCCGCCUUGUACAAAAAUGUAGAGUCUCCAGCGGGAUUAAAACUGAAAUCCCAUAUUUGAACGUUUUCAUGUCUGAGGUACAUCCCAUUCCGGCCCAGAGGGGCGCCUUUCCUUCUUAGGUUAUUCUCGCUUGUUUUCUAAGGGAAGCCACUCUUUUACCACAUGUGCGCGAGGUCUCCGAGCACCGCGUCAACUCCAUUCCACCGUUGUCAUAGCAGUAAGUACCUGUGGGUGUUUUACAAUUUCUGUAGAAAAAAAAAGUAUUGUAAAAAUAACAAUAUAACAAUUAAAAAAAAAAGAAAAGAUCAAGACCUGCCCAAGGAGAAAAUGUUGGGUAAUUCAUGAAAUGGAAAAUGAAAGGUGCAGUAUCCUGUUUGUACCAUGUAGCGGGUUCUUUGGCUGCCGGUGAGGGGGGGUUUAAUGUCAUGACAUGGGUGCCCCCGCUAUUUCUGACGGCAACACAUCCUCCCUUAUACCUCUGUCGUCUCCGACGCCUCGUAACAGCUCUAUGUCCCAUUCUGUGCAGAAAGAUGGUUCCAGAAACACCACCCGGCUACAAUCGAUGCUUUGUACCUGAAAACCCAGCAAACUGGAAACCAGUGUGGCAGCCUUUGACUUCCCACAGAAUGUUUAAUGCUGAAUGUGCCCGUCACCUCGGCCAGCUUCCUGGAGUCUGUCCCCAACAGCCGACGGCAUCCCAUGAAGGGGAUGUUGGCCCCUUCUAGGCCACAUACACACUGCAGGUCAUACACACUGCAGCUCAUACACACUGCAGCUCAUACACACUGCAGCUCAUACACUGAACUACAUGUCUUUGAAGCCCCAACACGUGUGAGGGAACAGUGCUACCCACUGUGCUGAACAUUUACAGGAGGAAGCAGGACCGUUAGAUGGUACAUUUGGGUCUCAUCAUGUGACUCAGCUACAUGUUGAAAAGAUUCACAAACAAUGAUAGCAUGUGGCCAAGCUAGCCAACACUAACAAGCCUAUGCCGUCCCAGGAGGGCAUAUAUAGCUAUAGCUGCUGGCUACUUCCCAGCGUUUAGACCGGAAUUUUGAAACGUAACAAUAAUAAAUCCUAAGCAGAGACUACAAGUCAAUCUGCUGAGAAAUUGCCAGAGUUUACAAUUUAAUAUGUGUUAAAUGGUGGUUGACAAUCAUAUCAGCUCCUGAAUUCUCUCUUUGGAGAAUCCUGUCCAAUUCUAGGUGAAAGCAGAGUGAAAUCUGUCAGGCUGUAUUUAGAAAUGCUCGGUAUUAGGCAUCAUCAAUGGUUGUUAUAAAGUAAUGUACAGUCUGGCUGUUUAAAGCAGAAUCUUGAGUUGGUAUUACAUUUAUGCGGGGUGUAAGCAAAGCUGGAACAGUUAGGGGAACUCAGGUUUCCAUCAGAUUACUUGGAAUGUUAUGAGCAAAUUUACGAUCCAUCACAAAAAGGCUUGGGUCUGGAAAAAGUUUAUUUUUAAGCAUCUGCCAUGGCGAUCUAAGCAUCAUAAGCUUGUAGCACCUUUGACCAAAGCCUAGAAUCUGCUGGAUUUCCUGACUCCGCUCAAAUCAAAGCCGGACCUUCAACGCUGUUCUCACAGGAAAAUAAAACCUCAAAUACCUACCUGAGGGGAUCUCUCCAUCUUUCCUCCAUGCAGCUAAUCAAGUACUGGGUCGUGGCGAUGCAAUUAGACAGUAAUGAGACUAACGAAUGGCUCAGCAGCCAGUGCUCUUAAUUUUUUUCUCUCUCUGAAGAACCUCCAUUAGAUAGGCAAGGUACGUGUCUCAUCUCCCAGGCAGAGCUCUGUGAGGGGCUAAUUAAACGCCCAGCUAGCGAUUCCUUACGGAUGCAUUCACAUCCAGACGGACCGUUUCCCUCCCGAUUCUCACGCCGCCAGAGCCAAAGCAGAGCCGUGGCUCGGACAUAUGAUGUCAUUUGUCACGGCAGCCUAAUUCUGGGGCGAGAUUUCAGCUGGAAAAGUGAUGUUGGCUUUGGAAAUGGUGCACCCUGCGAGCUGAACCUGGAAAAAGAGAGGGGGAGAGAGAGAAAGAGAGGGAGGGAGGCGUGGAGGACGAGGCAGAAGGCUCCUGCACAGAACAGACAGAACAGAACAGUCGCGUUUAGAUAAGAAUCAGCCGGCAGUGAAAGACAAUUGUAGUCAAUUAAUAUGCUGGAGCAAACUGGCUUUUUUAUUGAAGUAGAAAAAAUGGGUUUAAAGGGUCCGGAUGACAGGCCGCUAAACUGCGGGGGCUGCUGCCAUGGCAACCAGAGCGACAAACAGCUCAGCGGUGAUAGGAGGGUCGUGCCGGCCCCGUUCCCAGCAUUAGUCUUAAUUAGCUCAUAAAGUGACGUUUAAAAAGCCCCCCGGCGUGAACCGGGGAGCGACCUUGGGCGGCCCCCCGAGCGAGCGGCGUCCUCUCAGGACUCUGCACUUUCUCAACUUCACGACGCCCCGGAUAUUUUGAAAAGACUUUCGGUCGCAGGCAGCAAAGCAAGCUGCCGAGCGUGAAAUUACAAUAACCCGACUUGACACACUCCGCGUAAUGCGCAUUUCCCCUGCCCCACCCUCCCUGGAAGCAGACGGCAGAUAAAAGCCCGUCUCACGCCAUCGGAGACUUUCCGAGGACGGAGACGCAACGUGAUCAUUGUCCAACAGCUGCUGAUCCGGCAGAAAAAAUUUAAAUAAAACAACAGAGAGAACAGUAAACUCUGAAGAGCCUCAGCUGAAUACUUAAACAGACCACAUUUUUUUGCUUUUAAAUACUUUCUCUAAUUGUGUAGGAAAUUACAUGCAUUUCUAAAAACAUUCACUUUCACUUAGGGUGUAAGCCUCUUGCAGAUCCCUGGUUGAGUUGUGGCUGCCGUAUAUAUUGUGGUCUCUUGUAUGACCACAGCAGCAAAACUGAAGACCCUAACCCAAUUAUCCUGGGGUCUUUGGGGCUGCUAAUUAUUUCCCCUUAAUUAAACCAGAAAAAUAUCAAAAAGUAGCAUUGUACAGUUAGCAGUUCGUCUACAUCCAUUCUCACUUCAUAGUUGGUGUCAAGCAGUUACACAAGGGGUCAAUGGAGCGGGUGGAGUCUCAUUUGGUGUAGAAUACCCCAAGAGGAACACAGAAACAGAUACUGCAACUUUCAUUUCAACCAGUAUAAGAACCUGUCAAUCUUUUACAUCAGUAAUGUGUCUGUUGAGUAAACAAAAUAAAAACAAGAAAAAAUAAUUCCUGGAAAUGUUCAACUGUGGAAUGUAUAACCAUAAAAAAUUAAUAAAAUCUCAUUGGUGUGUUUACUUGUA
This is a messenger RNA of Paramormyrops kingsleyae, 5598 nucleotides long. RefSeq names its product transmembrane protein 178B. NCBI's taxonomy places the organism in Eukaryota, Metazoa, Chordata, Actinopteri, Osteoglossiformes, Mormyridae. The record is from RefSeq and is a predicted model, not a curated record. Gene Ontology annotation, cellular component: membrane.